AUGGAUUUUGGGGUGGGUAACUUUAACCUCCCAGUAGGGGGAGAUUCUGACUUCCGAAUGGAGGAUUUCGAUCCCCAAAUGGAAGACUUCGGUGACCAGCUGGGAGAUUUUGACUUCUCUAUAGAGGGUAUGGAUUUCCAAAUAGCGGGCAACAAUCACCAGGCGGAGAAUAUGGAAUACCUAUUAGACAACUUUACAUACAACAACCCCAAUCCUGGCAAUGUGUCAGGCAAUCGAUCCAACCGCGACGAGACGGUAGAACAGACACCGGAAGGAGAAUCUAGUGUUCCGUCGAGUCCAGAUUCUCAAGUCUUUAUUAACUAUUUCGAGUGGACAGAGAACAACCUACCCAUCGGAGUAUCGUUCGACCCGAAUGCCCCGGCUGUUACCCCUGAAUUCUUGCGCGGAUGGACUUACAGACCUGAACUUCCACAGGACGAGAAUCAAGUUAUCUUCGUGGGUUCGCGUGGAACUGGGUACCGCUCCGAAAUGGUUCCGCCUGCCGAGGUUGCCGGUAACGAGCCCGCAGUUCGUCGAUCGACUCGUCGCAGAAUUACCCCUCGAACUCUAUUCCCUAAUCAGCGACCAGCAUGGGCGAUGCUCGCGACGGAUUUCAAAACCGUUUCCACUAUACCAGAUGAUGUCUCUAUAUGGUGUCCCUGUUGUACACGAAUACUCCCAAAUAGCAGUUUUAGAAUGUCGCCUAGAAGUCAUACCCCGAUGGAGACGUGCAUGGACUGCAGAAAGCGACAGGUAACACCUCUGCAUAACAUGGUCAUCUGCUGGAGCUCAUCUUCGGAUCUCAAAGGUUGCGGAAGAUUUCUUCCCCGGGCUAAUUUCUCUAGCUUUCACGAUUACGCAACGUUUACAGGUAUUCUAUGUCAAGAUUGUAGAGCCUUCGGUCCAGGUCGGGCGAGAUUCGAUGGUAGAUACACUGAGAAGAAGUGAUAAAAGGUGAGGGUCAUGAUAAAGCCUCUUACC
Molecule: messenger RNA, 981 nt
Organism: Daldinia decipiens
Lineage: Eukaryota; Fungi; Ascomycota; Sordariomycetes; Xylariales; Hypoxylaceae
Exons: 1
Coding region: 1-948 (315 amino acids)
Source: RefSeq, a predicted model, not a curated record